Quercus lobata is the source of this 2270-nucleotide messenger RNA. Its product is annotated as trehalose-phosphate phosphatase A-like. The record is from RefSeq and is a predicted model, not a curated record. The coding region runs from base 690 to 1934 and encodes 414 amino acids. The transcript is spliced from 13 exons. Gene Ontology annotation, biological process: trehalose biosynthetic process. NCBI's taxonomy places the organism in Eukaryota, Viridiplantae, Streptophyta, Magnoliopsida, Fagales, Fagaceae. Gene Ontology annotation, molecular function: trehalose-phosphatase activity.
GUUUCCUAAAGGAAUGGGAAUGGAUGAAAACUCUAACCACGCUAAACAGCGCGUGGGUUCUAAAAGACCAUGGAGAUUUGGUGAUGUUUCCCAAUAGAACAACCAACCGCGCACGCUGGCGCAGAGUCAGAGUUCCUUUGCAAACACGUAUUUGUAUUUUGUAUUGUCAAAUUCCCUUCUCUAUAUAUAUACUCCCCUCUCUAUUUUAAGGUUUUCUUUCCUUUUCUUCAGAUUCUCUCUCUCUUUCUCUGUCUCUCACAUACACACACAUUCAUUGGUUUUUGGCAUCUAUUUUGCGCUUGAUUCUCGUUCCUCGUUCUCUGCGAAUCAACUGAGUCUUUCUACCGCUCUCUUUCCUCAGGGUUGAACAUUUGCAAUUUGGAGAUUGGUGGGUUGGUUCUUGAUUGGAGGCUUUGGAGCUUCUUCUUUCUAAAGUCAGAUAACAGUCUGUCAUCUCAUUCAUAAGAUUUCUAGCGACAUGAUAAGAUUUCAGGAGCCUUGUGCUUGAUGGACUGCUUGCCAAGUAUUAGUGACAAGAAGCAACUGAAGAAGUGGUUUUUUAUUGAUAAAAGGGUUGGGUGAAGAAGAUAUCUGAGAUUACUCUGUUGCCUUCCAUCCGUAUAAAAUUACUCUGCUGUUAAAUUUUACAUAGUUUUUGCAUUAAAAGUUGUGCUACAAAUCUGGAUCCGAUGGACCUGAAGUCAAAUCAUACUGCUCCUGUUCUUACUGAUCCUGCACCAAUAAACAAGUCAAGACUAGGUGUGCAUUCCGGUAUGUUGCCUUAUUCUCGUGCAGCUUACUCUGCAAGCCUUCUCCUGUCAAUCCCUAGGAAGAAGACUGGAAUACUUGAUGAUGUUCGCUCUAGCAGUUGGCUGGAUGCCAUGAAAUCAUCAUCUCCUCCUCAUAAGAAGAUAACCAAGGUUUUCAACAAUGAUUAUGCGUUGUCUGACGCUGAUGAUGCUUACAACACCUGGCUGGUUAAGUAUCCAUCUGCAAUUGCGUCUUUUGAGCAAAUUGCAAACCAUGCAAAGGGAAAGAGAAUAGCAUUGUUUCUGGAUUAUGAUGGGACACUUUCACCAAUUGUAGAUAACCCUGAUUGUGCCUUCAUGACUGAUGCUAUGCGUGCUGCUGUCAAAAAAGUGGCAAAAUGUUUUCCAACAGCAAUAAUUAGUGGAAGAAGCCGUGACAAGGUAUAUGAUUUUGUAGGACUAACAGAACUCUAUUAUGCGGGUAGUCAUGGGAUGGACAUCAUUGGCCCUGUUAGACAAUCUAUAUCUGGUGACCACCCAAAUUGUAUUAGGUCGACAGAUGAUCAGGGGAAGGAAGUUAAUUUGUUCCAGCCUGCUAGUGAAUUUUUACCAAUGAUCGUUGAGGUAUGUAAAUGUCUUGUCUGUAAUUGUCUAUUAGGAGUGCUAGAAAGCUGUUCCAAUCUUUCAGUAUCUCUCGUAAUACAGCAUUCUUACUUUUUAAUAUUUGAGCAGGUUUUUAGAUCCCUUGUUGAAAGUACCAAAGAUAUUAUAGGAGCAAAAGUUGAGGACAAUAAGUUCUGUGUGUCUGUACAUUACCGUAAUGUAGACGAGAAGAAUUGGGAUGUAGUAGCACAAUGUGUCAAUGAUGUUCUGAAAGACUAUCCACAGUUACGAUUGACUCAUGGUCGAAAGGUUUUAGAGGUCCGCCCUGUGAUCGAUUGGGAUAAGGGGAAAGCUGUGACAUUUUUACUGAAAUCACUUGGUUUAAGCGACUGUGAUGAUGUGCUCCCAAUAUACGUUGGAGAUGACCGGACAGACGAGGAUGCAUUUAAGGUUUUAAGAGAGGGAAAUCAAGGUUAUGGCAUUUUAGUCUCUUCUGCGCCAAAGGAAAGCAAGGCAGUCUACUCUUUGAGGGACCCAUCAGAGGUCAUGAAAUUUCUCAAUUCACUGGUAGCGUGCAAAUAGUCAAGUGCACUAUGAAUAUUAUAUGGAGUAGAAUAAAAGGAAGAAGAAAUUUAUCUGACAUACAUAUACGAUAAAGACAGCCUACUACUACUACUACUACUACUACAUGUUUUGAGUUUUCUAGAGAAUAUACCAAGGGGUCCAUAGCUAAUUCUGCUCAAAGCUUCUUGUCUUAAUGUAUAUUCCUUCUUUGCUCUAAUUAUCUUUCCCAUUGUUGGCACUAAGGAUGCCUUCAUAUCCUCAAAUAUGAGUGUAUCAAUCAUUCCUUUUUUCCCUUCAGUUUUGGUCAGUACAUGUACAUCUCCUAUGGGGGUAUGUAUAGAAUACUUAAUCAUU